This is a messenger RNA of Gavialis gangeticus (Gharial), 471 nucleotides long. RefSeq names its product interleukin 23 subunit alpha (gene IL23A). Gene Ontology annotation, molecular function: cytokine activity. The annotation marks the transcript as partial. The transcript is spliced from 2 exons. Gene Ontology annotation, cellular component: extracellular region; interleukin-23 complex. The record is from RefSeq and is a predicted model, not a curated record. NCBI's taxonomy places the organism in Eukaryota, Metazoa, Chordata, Crocodylia, Gavialidae. Gene Ontology annotation, biological process: immune response; positive regulation of T cell proliferation; positive regulation of T-helper 17 cell lineage commitment.
UGCUUUCUUCCCCAGCACUGCCUGGGCCGGAUCUGGCAGGGGCUGCAGCACUACAGGGCCCUGCUGGGCUCCGAGCUCUUUGCUGGCCGACCCCGCGCCCCUGACCUGGAGGAUGCCCUGGUGCAGCUCAGCCGCCUGCUGCAGCGCCCGGGGGAAGGGGAUGCGGAGCAGUGGGGAUCGACGCCGGAGCCGAGCCGGCUCUGGGAGCGUGGCAUCGUGCAGCACCGCACCCUGCGCCAGCUCCAGGCCUUCUCAGCCAUGGUUGCCCGUGUCUUCACCCAUGGUGCCACACUGCGCUAGGCCACCUGGAGCCUCCCCGGCAUGGGCAGCUGCUGCCUCUAGAACAGGGGGCAGACCCCCUCCUGCAUUCCCCACUUGUGUCCCCCACCCUGGGGCAUGACCACUUUCUUGACUAUGUAUGGGGGGCUUGUUCUAGAGCCCCCCCAUGCUCUAUUUAUGGUUUAUUUAUGG